AUGCCUUCAGCUGUGCAGGUUUAGGUCGCUGUCCUCCGCAUUCACUCACUGACUUGAACUUGAGUAACAUGUGUGAGGGCGAUGGGCCAUGGGACUCCUGAUAAUAUGAACUGGGCUGGACUAUUGCAGAAUCUGCUGGUGGUGGUCCAUCUGCAGCAGUUCAUAUGUGGUUCUGUCCGAUUUUCUAUCCCAGAGGAGCAGGAGCCUGGUAGUCUGGCAGGGUCACUUAGUAAACACUUUCCACCUCAGUACCAGCUCCUGACCCAAGAGUAUCUGUGGAUGGACAAAAACACAGGCAAUUUCUACACCACUGAACAAAAGAUGGAUCGUGAGACCCUCUGCCCCGAGGAGACAAAAGCUGAGGAAUGCAUUAUAUUACACAAUGCUGUCGUUGGGCCCUCGGGAGACCUUAUACAGUUUCCUGUGAUCAUAGAGGACAUCAAUGACAAUGCACCUCAUUUUGAAAACAGUGAAAUACACCUGAGGGUGUCUGAGGACAUGACUGUGGGGACCAGUUUCAUACUAGAUGACCAGGCUCAGGACAGGGAUGCUGGACCAAACGGCGAGCUGCAUUACCGCCUAGAAGAUUCUGAUGGAGUUUUCAGUUUAAAAGUGGAAGAAGACGGGCCUUUCAUCAUGCUGGUAGUGCAAACAGCUCUGGACAGGGAGACUCGGGACAUGUAUCACAUGGCACUGGUGGCCACCGACUGUGGCUCAGAGCCUUUAAGUGCUACAGCAACUUUAAUAGUCACAGUGACAGAUGUUAAUGACAACUGUCCAAGCUUCAGCGCUGACAGCCCCCGCAAUGUCACCGUCCCCGGAGACUCCCCGAAGAACAUGCUGGUUGCUCGGGUCAGAGCCACAGACCAAGAUUCAGGCCCGAAUGCUGCCAUCGUCUACUCCCUCAGUCCCAAAGUCUCAGAGCGGGCCAAGAAACUCUUUAGCCUCGACAGCGUCACUGGCCACAUCAGACUAACGCAGGACCUCCAGAGUGACAUCUCCGAGGUGCUGCUGUUGAACGUGUUAGCUAGCGGCCAUCACUGCCCCCCAGCAGACACUCAGGUAACCGUAUCCGUCCUCCCCAAGGCGAACCAAGAGCUGACCAUCAAGAUCGGGUUCAUAGCAGAGCAUCAAAACCAGACUAUAGUGUUACCAGAGAACCAGCCCCCCACCGUCUUAGCUGUUUUAGAGCUCGAGGGUGACAGCAGAUUUAAAGGCUCAUCUCUUGCCAUUGAGAGCGAGGUGCCUUUCACUUUGAGCCCACAGAAUGGCAAAUAUCUGCUUUCCACAUCAAAGUCCCUAGACUAUGAGAUGAAAAGUGAACAUUAUAUUUAUGUGGUAGUGCAGGGGAGAUCAGCUGAGGGAUCUGUGAUCAUUUCUUCCAGACGAGUGAUCAGGGUGUUGGUGGCAGAUGUCAACGAUAAUGCUCCACUUUUCUUCCAGUCUCACUAUCAGCUGGAGGUGGAGGAAAACAACCAGCCAGGGAUGUCACUGCUGAGGGUCUCAGCGUCGGACGCAGACAGUGGAUACAACGGCAGGGUGACCUACAGACUGGACAAACACACAUCUACCAUCUUUAACAUUGCCCCCGAGACAGGUCAACUGUCUGUGUCAGCCGUUCUGGAUAGGGAACAGCAGGGUGUGUACAAUCUCACUGUGUUUGCACAAGAUAGCGGCUCGCCUCCCUUGGAGUCAGUGGCUACAGUAUCCAUUCGUGUUCUGGACCACAAUGACAAUGCACCUGUUUUUCUGACCCCUCACUUCAUCUUUUUUAUCCGUGAGGAUGUACCACCGUUCGCCCAGGUGGGGGGGGUUGGGGUGACAGACCCAGACGAAGGAGAGAACGGGAACACAGAGUUGCAUGUUGUAAACAGCAGUGGACCUUUUGUUGUGGAUAACACCGACGGGACACUGCGCACCACCAACAACUUGGACCGCGAGACAGACGAUCGCUAUGAACUCUACCUGCUGGCCAGCGAUCAUGGGCGCCCGUUCGCUUUGACUUCCACUGCCAGGGUAACUAUCUUUGUGGAGGACAUCAAUGACAACCAGCCAAAAGUGAUCCUUCCCAGCAGCAACUCCUCGUGCCAAACUGUCUCUCCAGCUACCAUUGCAGGCACCAUAAUAGCAAAGAUCUAUGCCAUCGACGAGGACUCGGGGCUGAAUUCGGAGAUUACCUACACUGUUGUGGCGCCAGAGUCAGUGCGAAACAGCAGCCCCUUCCGGUUGGACUCAAGGUCAGGGAACAUCACCGUAGCUCAGCAAUUUCUACAGAAAGACUUGGGAAUGCAUCACCUGUUUAUUGUGGUCAGAGAUGGGGGGAAACCAGCUCCACUUUAUACCACUAUCUGGGUUAAUCUGUUGGUCAAUGAGAGCGUGGGGCCCUGCAACUUAGACAGGGCGCCCACCUGGACAGGGACAUCUGACUUGCAUCAAACCCCCUCAAAGGCCCCCAUAUGCGAGGUGGAGGACACCAGAUCUGCUCAGCUGACGCUGUUAGUAGGCCUGGGUAUGAUGCUGGUAUCCACAUGUUUGCUUGUGGCGACAGUUGUUUUAUACCUGAAACAGAAGAGAAGAAGUCUACAACAGAACAAGAGGGGGCACAUUGAGGAAAUUGAGAUUCCACUCAGGCUCAAAGACAAAUAUUACUCUGAUGAUUAACAGAAUAAAGCAAGUAAUGUGUGUAAUCCUCAGUCGCACUUUGUCAAGGAUGAAAUCAGACUGUGAAUUGAAUACAUUCUGAAUAUUUGUCAAAGGCUUCUUGCAUUUUGAUAAUCAAAUUUGUUGAAAUGUUCAGAUACACAGUGUAUUCAAACAUUGUAAAACUGCAACAUUCUGUGGAAAUAAAGUAGAUCCAUUUUCUGAUAAGCUGCCUGGAAAGCGUAUAAAAAGGUGAUCUGAUAAGUGCAGUAUUUGAAGUUACCAGCAGAGAGUUGCAGACAAAUGCAGAACACUGUAUUUUUACAUUUGAUGUGUACAGUGUAGUCAUCAUAAGAUGGAGCAUAUCACAGUGAGGCAUUGCUAAAAUACCAGUCAUUAUCAUCAGGGAUUAUUCUCCAUGACCCCUGCAGUGACAAGAAGACUGGGGGUAAUGGUCCGCUAUAAGUCGAUUGUGUCUUUCUCAGAUUUCUGACUCAGAGUGAUGGGGAGUCUAAAGUAUUUAGACACACAAAAGGGUUUAAUGUUCCUCCACUGGGGAGGUGAUGAAAGUCUCUCAAGCUCUGAGAUGACCACAGGAGGCGGAGCGCAGCUGUGGACAGGUGAGAGGCGUCAGAGGGAAGGGACACCACCAUCUCAAGUCACCGCCUCACACCUGUUAUCCGAUAGCGCUGCUACUCACCGACAGCGCUGGAUCGCACCCAAAAGGCAGAAAAAAAACCUACUGUACUGCACCCGGUAAGCCAACAGGCUUGUUGUUUUGAUGACAGCUGUUUGGAAUGAAAACACGCUGUGUUCAAAGAAAUCGUUGCAAAAGGCAGUUAUUACUGGUACAUUUGUGUGCUGGGGAACAAUUGAGAUAUCAAAACCAGGUUAAGUGAUGCAUAAAAUAUGAAUGAGUCAGGGUAAAACAUUUUUUACAAAUCUGUGAACACACAAUUGCACAAAGAGGGUGGGAUAAUUGUUUUAGCUUUUACCAAAGGAAAUGGGCUUUUAUCUUUACGAU
This is a messenger RNA of Anarrhichthys ocellatus (wolf-eel), 3664 nucleotides long. It is a transcript of the gene pcdh20l, whose product is annotated as protocadherin 20-like. Gene Ontology annotation, molecular function: calcium ion binding. The transcript has 2 exons. NCBI's taxonomy places the organism in Eukaryota, Metazoa, Chordata, Actinopteri, Perciformes, Anarhichadidae. The record is from RefSeq and is a predicted model, not a curated record. The coding region runs from base 82 to 2661 and encodes 859 amino acids. Gene Ontology annotation, cellular component: plasma membrane. Gene Ontology annotation, biological process: homophilic cell-cell adhesion.